Messenger RNA from Neurospora hispaniola, 249 nucleotides. RefSeq lists its product as uncharacterized. Lineage: Eukaryota; Fungi; Ascomycota; Sordariomycetes; Sordariales; Sordariaceae. The transcript has a single exon. The record is from RefSeq and is a predicted model, not a curated record. The annotation marks the transcript as partial.
CAUGACUAUCAACCCUUGACCGCCGAAACGUCCGUUGCUGUUGAUAAUGGAAAUCGUCGGCUUUUGGGCGGGCAUAAGGCAAACUUUGUCUUAGCAUCCAAAAAUAUCAAGUAUCAAGAGCAGCUGUUCUCCAUCAUCAGGAACGCCUUCAGAAACAGAUCAUAUGACGGCUGGUGCCAAGGAAAGAUACCAGCAGCAAGUAUGAGUUCUGAUCUGAAUUGCUGGUUAGGGUUGGGCUGCAAGACCUGA